Arachis ipaensis is the source of this 1562-nucleotide messenger RNA. Lineage: Eukaryota; Viridiplantae; Streptophyta; Magnoliopsida; Fabales; Fabaceae. The record is from RefSeq and is a predicted model, not a curated record.
ACUAUGGUAACUUGUCAACCACUCCUCUCUUCCUAGCUCCCAUGGUGGACUUUUUCUUCCAACUUCACACGUAUUUCUUUGCAUACUUUUUCACACUCUUACUCUCAUCUUACAUAUACAAUUAUACAAACCCUUUUUCUUGUUCUAACAUAAAACACUUUGCAUCAUAGAUCAUCAUCAUCAUCAUGGGAAAUUGCUUCAUAAAACCAGUUGCUCAUGUUUCUUCCACAACCCUUUUUGGUCAGAAGUAAUAAAUCUCAAACUAAGCCAAAGCAGAAUUCAAGUCCUCCCAAACAAAAAUCUUCUGCUCAAACUUCAGUGUCAAAUGCUAUUGAGAGAACAAUUUCUAGCAGCCUUAAGUCCUUCUCCUUUAGUGAUCUGAAGGAGGCAACUAAGAACUUCCGGCGAGAGAAUUUGAUCGGCGAGGGAGGGUUCGGGUUUGUGUACAAAGGGUGGAUAGAUGAGAACACUUUUGCUCCCACAAAACCAGGGACUGGUAUAGUAGCAGCCAUAAAGAAGCUUAAGCCAGAAAGCUUUCAAGGACACCAAGAAUGGCUUGCAGAAGUGAACUAUCUAGGGCAGCUUCACCAUGAAAAUCUUGUAAGACUUAUUGGUUAUUGCUUGGAAGGGAAGAAUAGGCUUCUAGUUUAUGAGUUUAUGCAGAAAGGAAGUUUGGAAAACCAUUUAUUCAGAAAAGGUGUUCAACCGAUUCCAUGGAUUAUGAGGAUCAACAUCGCCAUAGCUGUUGCUAGAGGAUUAGCAUUCUUGCAUUCCCUCGAUUCAAAUAUCAUUUUUCGCGAUUUAAAGGCUUCCAAUGUCCUACUAGACUCUGAUUUCAAUGCGAAGAUUUCGGAUUUUGGCUUGGCAAGAGACGGUCCUACCGGAGAUAAUACACACGUUUCAACCAGAAUUAUUGGAACUCAUGGUUAUGCUGCACCAGAGUAUGUAGCUACAGGUCAUUUGACCCCAAGGAGUGAUGUAUACAGCUUUGGCGUUGUCUUGCUAGAGUUAUUAACCGGAAGGCGUGUAGUCGAAAACGAGAAAGAAGGAAUUCCAGAAGAAACAUUGGUGGAUUGGGCGAGGCCAUUCCUAAGUGAUAGCAGAAGGAUUUUGAGAAUCAUGGAUACCAGGUUGGGUGGACAGUACUCUAGGAAAGGAGCUCAAGCCGCGGCCGCACUCGCCUUGCAGUGCCUGAAUGCUGAUCCAAAAUAUAGGCCACAAAUGGUGAAUGUUUUAGCUGCAUUGGAAGCACUUCAAUCCACAAAUUCAAUCACAAGGACCCCAAAAAGGGCAACUGAGAGUAGUGCAACCAGCAAACAUUCUUCUAAUCAUUCCCAAAAGUCACUUUCAAGUGCUCAAAAACUAUGAGCUUCUCAACAUAUGCUUUCAUUUUUUUUAAGGGUUAUUCAUUGGAAAGUGUUACCUUGCCUAACCCCUAAGAAGGGUAUUUCAUGAAUUUGUUUCAAGCAUGAAUGUAUGAUGACAGAGUAUAGUAUGUAAAGUUUGUAACAAAAUGGUUAAUUAGAGAGAGCUAGUUGUAUAUUAGUUUAUCAGUUUAUUUA